AUGCCCGGCUUCGACUUCUCAAACUACAACCGCAAUGCGGCCCUCCACGCCCGAGGUGUCCCCCUCCCCAAGGCGACGAGCACAGGUACCACCAUCGUAGGAUGCAUAUUCGACGGCGGUGUUGUGAUUGCCGCCGAUACAAGAGCAACUUCCGGUCCCAUCGUCGCCGACAAGAACUGCGAAAAGCUGCACUACAUCGCUCCCCAGAUUUGGUGUGCAGGAGCCGGUACCGCCGCCGACACCGAGUUCACCACGGCAAUCAUAUCCUCCAACCUCGAGCUCCACGCCCUCUCCACGGGCCGCAAGCCCCGCGUCGUCACCUGCAUGACCAUGCUCAAGCAGCAUCUCUUCCAGUACCAGGGCCACAUUGGUGCCUACCUCGUCGUCGCCGGCGUCGACCCCACGGGAACCCACCUCUUCACCGUCCACGCCCACGGUUCCACCGACAAGCUCCCCUACGUCACCAUGGGCUCCGGCUCCCUGGCCGCCAUGUCCGUCUUCGAGACCCAGUGGAAGCCGUCCCUGACCCAGGACGAGGCCGUCAAGCUCGCAAGCGAUGCCAUCCAGGCCGGUAUCUUUAACGAUCUCGGCUCCGGAAGCAACGUCGACGUCGCCAUCAUCACAAAGGACAAGACCACCCUCAAGCGCGGCUUCGUCAAGCCCAACGAGCGUAGCGCUAAGCUCAAGAGCUACGCCUUCCAGAAGGGCACCACGGCCGUGCUCAACGAGAAGAUUAUCAAGAAGAACGAGAUUGGCCGCUACGUGAGCGUAACGGAGGUGCCGGCCGGUGAAGCGAUGGAGGUUGAUACCUAG
This is a messenger RNA of Colletotrichum lupini, 813 nucleotides long. Its product is annotated as proteasome subunit beta type-7. The transcript has 2 exons. The record is from RefSeq and is a predicted model, not a curated record. The coding region runs from base 1 to 813 and encodes 270 amino acids. Gene Ontology annotation, cellular component: proteasome core complex. NCBI's taxonomy places the organism in Eukaryota, Fungi, Ascomycota, Sordariomycetes, Glomerellales, Glomerellaceae. Gene Ontology annotation, molecular function: threonine-type endopeptidase activity.